UUGGUAAUGUACCACUAAGCUUCUGCGAUAUUUUUUUUUAUAUAUAAAUAUAUCGUCGUCUUCUUCGGUUAGGGGAACCUCUGAGGCAUAAUUCCAUUAGCCAAUCAAUUGUUCUUUUUCACAAUCUGUCCACUCGAACAACACGACGCCGCAUUAAUUUUAGCAUACGGAUUUGGAUCUGCUUUGUAAAUAUUUUACUAGGAUGGGGAGUAAAACGGCGUCGUCCACGACGGCCAGCAGAGAGUGGACGCAGAUCUACGCAAUCUACGGGAUGGAGCAGUGGCAGACGUUAGUGUUUCUGAUGCUUCACGCGAUUUUGUUCUCGGUGUUAUCCGUUCUUUUCCUUGUUUAUUUCGAGCCAAUAUGCGUGAUGUUCAACUCCUAUCUAAGCCUCGGCGCGGCGCGUUUUGCAGCCGGUUUCGGCGGCGCGGUCUUGGCCUUGUCGGCGGUGUGCUUGUUCUUCGCGGCGGGGAAUUUCUUCUACUCCGCCGUGCCUUUGCAUUAUGAAAUGGCGCAGCGCAUGGUCGGGUCGGUCAACCAAUGGUCAACAGUAAAAUUGGCGCUUGAUAUUGGCUGCGGGAGGGGGAUUUUGCUUAACACCGUGGCCACUCAGCUUAAAAAGACUGGGAGUUCGGGUCGGGUCGUCGGGUUGGACCGCAACAAACGAACCAGUCUCUCCACUCUCCGAACAGCUAAGUUAGAAGGUGUACAAGAAUACGUGACAUGCAGGGAAGGCGACGUUAGGAGUCUGCCAUUUGGGGACAAUUAUUUUGACGUGGUGGUAUCCGCCGUGUUCUUCCACACGGUGGGGAAGGAGUACGGCCACCGGACGGUGGAGGCAGCGGCAGAGAGAAUGAGAGUAUUAGGAGAAAUGGUAAGGGUUUUGAAGCCAGGUGGCGUCGGCGUCGUGUGGGACCUACUACACGUACCAGAAUACGUCCGGCGAUUACAAGAAUUGAAAAUGGAAGAUAUUAGAGUUUCCGAGCGCGUGACGGCCUUCAUGGUCAGCAGCCACAUCGUAUCCUUCAGGAAGCCUAGUCAGCAUUUUGCCGGCCCCAGCGAGGUCAGACUAGACUGGAGAAUAUGACGUGGCAAUACAUAAACAAAACCAAACUUAGUCUGGAAAUAAUUAAAAAUGUAUACAUUAAAAAAAAAUCUGGGGAGGCGAAGCCGACCCAGAUGGCUUGAUGAAUGAGAUAUAGUUGUAUUUUGAAGUCCAUGUCUAGUUUCUUUCAGUCCCAGAAAUGAAUUUAUGAAUGAACCCUUUGGUGGUUCAAGUUAGUUCAAAUGUAAUUGAUUAAGAUGAACAAAAAAUUUAUGAGGUUUCGUGACUUCGCUCUACCAAA
Mangifera indica (mango) is the source of this 1346-nucleotide messenger RNA. RefSeq lists its product as uncharacterized. Gene Ontology annotation, molecular function: S-adenosylmethionine-dependent methyltransferase activity. Bases 203 to 1087 code for a protein of 294 amino acids. NCBI's taxonomy places the organism in Eukaryota, Viridiplantae, Streptophyta, Magnoliopsida, Sapindales, Anacardiaceae. The transcript is spliced from 3 exons. The record is from RefSeq and is a predicted model, not a curated record.